AUGCAAACAAGUCCUUGCCUCGAGCAUCGGCUCCUACUGACGCCAAGCCGAUGUCUGAGAUCACCGCUCGGCUACGCCUCGGAACUUCUGACCAGCCGAGCUGAUCUGGUUGAUCCCGGUCAGUGCGCUUUAGUUGGCCUCAGCCGUGACGUACGACCUUGUUCAGCAUCUGCAAGGCAGACGCCCUUGCCAGAAUUGACCCAGUCCAGUCUCUCCUGGGGCUACUCACCGGCAGCAUCACCCUUGGUUCGAGCCGAUUUUGUACCUUCCAUGUCUACGAAGACCCAGUUGCUAGGUCAGACCGUCUACACUGUGAGUCUCCGAAAGUUAGGAGACGCUUGCCGGACGAAAUUGCAGAAGAUGAUUAAACCUUUGUUCACAUACCCGAUAGCAUAG
Protopolystoma xenopodis is the source of this 396-nucleotide messenger RNA. NCBI's taxonomy places the organism in Eukaryota, Metazoa, Platyhelminthes, Monogenea, Polystomatidea, Polystomatidae. The record is from the annotation of a GenBank genome assembly.